Annulohypoxylon truncatum is the source of this 1296-nucleotide messenger RNA. Its product is annotated as 60S ribosomal protein L9. Gene Ontology annotation, biological process: cytoplasmic translation. The transcript has 5 exons. Gene Ontology annotation, molecular function: rRNA binding; structural constituent of ribosome. The record is from RefSeq and is a predicted model, not a curated record. NCBI's taxonomy places the organism in Eukaryota, Fungi, Ascomycota, Sordariomycetes, Xylariales, Hypoxylaceae. Gene Ontology annotation, cellular component: cytosolic large ribosomal subunit; ribosome. Bases 294 to 875 code for a protein of 193 amino acids.
AAUUCCGCAGUUUUACCCCAAUUUUAGCUUAGCGACCGGCCACAACGAAUUUCCUCAAUUGAUUUUCUAGAGUUUGGCACUUGGUGAUUUUUUUUCCCCGUUCAAGACAGCAUCAACUUCAGGUACGUGAAUUCCCCCGCGCCUAAUGCAAUUCUCAAUCAUUUGCGUCCCUUCUUGUUUAUUCCGUUAAUUUCGCAUCUGCUGGAGCUCAGACUUUUCACAACUUGCUCACGCAUUCUUCCAAUCUACAGGUCCAUUUCUCCCCCCGCCAUAUCCUCACCUGAACCGUCAAGAUGCGAUACAUUCACAGCCAAGAGACCUUGGAGAUUCCCGAGGGAGUCAAGGUCCACAUCAAGUCUCGCAACGUCACUGUCGAGGGUCCCCGAGGCAAGCUAUCCAAGGACCUGAGCCACAUCGCUGUCAACUUUUCGCGGCCGAAGAAGAAUGUUAUUGGCAUUGAGAUUCACCACGGAUCGCGAAAGGAUGUCGCUACCCUCCGAACUGUCCGAACCCUCAUCAACAACCUGGUCGUCGGUGUCACCAAGGGCUUUAAGUACAAGAUGCGUUACGUCUACGCCCAUUUCCCCAUCAACGUCAACGUAGAGAAGAACGGCGAGACUGGCAACUUUGAGGUCGAGAUCCGAAACUUCAUCGGUGAGAAGCUCGUCCGAAGAGUCGUCAUGCAGCCCGGCGUCGAUGUUCAGAUCUCCACAACCCAGAAGGAUGAGCUACUCCUCCUAGGCAACUCCCUCGAGGACGUCUCCCAAAGUGCCGCCGACAUCCAACAGAUCUGCCGGGUCCGAAACAAGGAUAUUCGAAAGUUCUUGGACGGCAUGUACGUUUCCGAGAAGGGCAACAUCGCGGACGACAACUAAAUGGGGGGAUGGACACAAUGAUUUGUUUGCUUUCUGGGUCUCAAUACGGAGUCGCAGGGGUUCAUGUGCAUCACGUAGCAAAAUAGCUACGAAAAACGGAACCGAAUACUAAGAAUUCUGAGCAAAUGCUCUUCUUCUAUGAUCCUCCUCUGAAUUGUGAGUUGGAAGCUGUGAUACCCUUUGGAAUAUCCAUGGCAAGUUAUUAUGGACCACGUGAAAAAUAUCCGAAGUGGAUAGUAAGUACAUCUAGUCUACCUACAAGUUAUGAGCAUUACGAGCUUAUGGGUUGCUCUCACCCAAAGCUGGGAAGUCCCUAUUAUACUAUACGUAGUCAACAUCUGUUACAUGAGUAUUUCGACGAGACCUAGUGGCAUCAAUAGUAUCUAAUAACAUUCCAUUGGUAGCUUGCUCUCCUUCGUCC